AUGGCAGCGCAGGUCGACCUCAAAGGCAAGGUAGCCUUUGUGGCUGGUGUUGCCGAUUCCACUGGUUACGGCUGGGCGAUCGCCAAAGCUUUGGCCGAAGCAGGAGCCACAAUCAUUGUCGGAACGUGGCCUCCGGUACUCAAGAUCUUCCAAAUGGGUUUGAAAAAGGGACAGUUCAACGAGGACUCCACACUCGCGGAUGGUUCCCUAAUGACGAUCGAAAAGGUGUAUCCCCUCGAUGCCGUCUUUGAUGCCCCAGACGACGUCCCGGAUGAGAUUAAGGAAAAUAAGCGUUACGCUGGAUUGGACGGAUACACCAUUUCCGAAGUAGCCAAAGCCGUCGAAGCCGAUUACGGAAAAAUCGAUAUCCUCGUUCAUUCCCUCGCCAACGGUCCCGAAGUCACCAAGCCCCUCCUCGAAACGACUCGCAAAGGAUACCUCGCUGCUUCUUCCGCCUCCGCAUACUCGGCAGUCUCGCUCCUGCAAAAAUUCGGCCCCAUCAUGAACGAAGGCGGCGCCAUGCUUUCGUUGACGUACAUUGCCUCCGAAAAGGUCAUUCCCGGUUACGGCGGUGGCAUGUCCUCCGCCAAGGCUCAGCUGGAAAGCGACACCCGCACCCUCGCCUACGAAGCCGGUCGCAAGUGGGGUAUUCGCGUCAACACCAUUUCCGCCGGUCCUCUCAAAUCCCGGGCGGCCUCCGCAAUUGGCAAAGAGCCCGGUCAGAAAACCUUUAUCGAAUACGCCAUUGAUUAUUCCAAGGCCAACGCGCCGCUCGAACAGGAUUUGUACAGCGACGAUGUCGGUAACGCCAGUCUCUUUUUGACCAGCCCCAUGGCCCGAACCGUUACCGGUGUUACCCUGUACGUGGACAAUGGCCUGCAUUCUAUGGGUAUGGCCUUGGAUAGCAAAGCGAUGGAAGGCUCGCGCGAGUAA
Molecule: messenger RNA, 933 nt
Organism: Phaeodactylum tricornutum CCAP 1055/1
Lineage: Eukaryota; Bacillariophyta; Bacillariophyceae; Surirellales; Neidiaceae
Gene: FABI
Product: enoyl-acp reductase
Exons: 1
Coding region: 1-933 (310 amino acids)
Biological process (GO): fatty acid biosynthetic process
Molecular function (GO): enoyl-[acyl-carrier-protein] reductase (NADH) activity
Source: RefSeq, a predicted model, not a curated record